This is a messenger RNA of Condylura cristata (star-nosed mole), 2593 nucleotides long. It is a transcript of the gene TICAM1, whose product is annotated as toll-like receptor adaptor molecule 1. The record is from RefSeq and is a predicted model, not a curated record. The transcript is spliced from 3 exons. Lineage: Eukaryota; Metazoa; Chordata; Mammalia; Eulipotyphla; Talpidae. Gene Ontology annotation, biological process: lipopolysaccharide-mediated signaling pathway; response to exogenous dsRNA; positive regulation of natural killer cell activation. Gene Ontology annotation, molecular function: protein kinase binding. The coding region runs from base 343 to 2379 and encodes 678 amino acids.
GCUGCAUGGAGCUUUCUCAGAACACUCAAAAGGGACCCGCCCUGUGAGCCAGCAGCCCCACCCUGGGAAGCUACCCCAGGACACAGCGACACUCGUUCGGAAGGGGACCCGCAUGCCUGCGUCUGCUGCAGCUCUAUCCACGUUCCCAGCUGUUCCCAGGAGCCCUCGGGAAGAGGAGAGAACAGCCGAUUCCAGCAGCGCUGUCGAGGGGGAUGUUGGGCCCUAUUUUAGGUCUGCGCUGGCCGCCCCCUCCACACCUGGCUCGGUGAGCGGUAGAGCAGCGUGGAAUAUGCCUCCACCACCCAGCGCUGCUGCCUCUGCAGGCCACGCCCACCCGUGCCCAUGGCCAGUGAGGAGCCGUCACUCGCUGGUGCCUUUGCCAUUCUGGAGGCCGCGGGCCGGGACAAGCUUCUGCACCUUAAGCACAAGCUGAAGACCGUGCGGCUGGGCUGCCCGAGGGUGGGCCUCCUGCACGCCAUGGUCCUGCUGAAGCUGGGCCAGGAGACGGAGGCCCGGAUCUCCCUGGAUGCGCAGAAGACAGAUUCCGUGGCCCAGUUCGUAGCCCGCCAGUGGGCUGGUGUGGACAGUGCUGGGGCCUCGGAGGAGCCCUCGGAGUUGCCCUGGGCCACCGCCCAGGUGUACCAGCUGCUCGCAGAGGAGGAGCUGUGUGCGGCAUCCACGCGGGACCGGGCCUACCAGGCCGCCCUCCGAGUCCUCAGCGCCAGGGACGACCGCCAGCUGCGGGCGCUCCAGGAGGAGGCCCUGCAGCGCUUCGGGUGGGACCUCGACAGUGGCCAGUGGGGCUUCCAGCCCCUCCGUUCCGACCUGGGGCGCCUUCCACCGUCCUCGGCCUCGCCCUCCAGAACCCGCAGCCUUCCGCAGCCCAUCGAGGGCCUGUCGGGGUGGAGCAGGGGGCACUCUCUGAAGUCCACAGACAACCCCGCCUCUGUGGCCAGCGGCCUGGAGAUCAGCCAGUCCCCCACCAUGCCCUUGCUCAGCCUGCCCCACAGGUCCCCUGGGCCCAGCAAGCUGUGUGUGGAGCCCCAGCCCAGUGUGGAGCCCCGGCCUGUCUGCCAGCACCCCGAGGAGAUGAGCUGGCCUUCGAGGCUGGAGCCUGCCACCUCCCAGGCGCCCCCAAGCAGCCCGCCGCCCGGGCCUCCUGAGGUGCCCCCAGCUGCCAGCCUCGUGGGCCCCUCUGACACUCUGCAAACCAGUCCCCCCUACUCUGUGGUGUGCACAGAAGCCCCCGAAUCGCUCCCCUCACCCUCCAGAAGCGCCAGCUCGGUCGCAGACCAGACACCACUCCAGGGCCCUGUAGAAGACAGUACGUGCCGGGCAGCCCCGCCCCGCCCACCUGCUCCCCAGGCCCAAGUGCCCCCUCCCUGCAGCCCCUCGCCAGCGCCUUCUUCAGCUCCCCCAGCCCCCCCAGAGCCCUGCGCCCCAACUUCCAAAGUGGAGUCGCAGGGGCAGAAAUUCUACAACUUCGUGGUCCUGCACGCCCGGGCCGACGAGCACGUGGCCCUGCGCGUGCGGGAGAAGCUGGAGGGCCUCGGGGUGUCCGACGGGGCCACGUUCUGCGAGGAGUUCCAGGUGCCGGGGCGCGGCCAGCUGCACUGCCUGCAGGACGCGCUGCAGCACUCGGCCUUCACCAUCCUGCUGCUCACCCCCAACUUCGACUGCCACCUCAGCCGGUACCAGGUGAACCAGUCGGUGGUGAGCAGCCUCCUGCGGCACGACUGGCACGACAGCGUGAUCCCCUUCCUGCCCGAGGAGAGCGCCCAGGACCAGCUGAGCCCCAAGGCCUGUGGCCUGCUCAAAGGCAUGGUGUGGCUGGACGAGAGCUCUCCGGUCUUCCACAGGAAGGUGGCCAACACCUUCAAGCCCCAGCAGCUGCAGCGGCGCCGGGAGCUGUGGAAGAGGGAGCAGGACGCCCAGGCCCUGAGGGAGCAGCGGCAGCGCCUGGAGCAGGAGCGGCAGCACGUGGGCGCCCUGAGCUCGGCCUACGCCGCCUAUGCCCGGAGCCAGCAGGCCCUGCAGGCGCAGGUGGAGCAGCUCCGGGCCGCCCUGGCCAACGUCCUGCCGCCGGGGGCCCAGGGGCCUGCUGCGCCCCACGUGCCCCCGGGAGGCCCCUCGCCCUUUCCCACCUGGCCUGGCCCCCUGCCGCCGCUCACGCCCUCCUGGCCGGCUGGCAUCCCCCCGCCGCCGGCCGCCCAGGAGCCCCCCACCUUUUCACAGCCCCCACUGGUGCCCCCUCAGAGCCCUGGGCUGCAGCCUCUGAUCAUCCACCAUGCCCAGAUGGUGCAGCUGGGACUCAACAACCACAUGUGGAACCAGAGAGGGGCCCCGGAGACCGAGGACAGCACGCGGGAAGCAGAAUGACCGGGUCUGGGCCUGGUGACCUGGGCGCUGGCUUUGGAACGCCCCAUCUCCCGGGCGGGACAGUGGGCGGGACGGGGGUCUCUCUGCUGUCAGGACUCGGCUUCGUCUCUUAGGAAAUAGUGCAAAAUGGGCGUCUGUGACUUUCAGGCCUGGGGGUGGCCAGAAUAGAAGGCGGUGUUUACAGAUUCUCUGGACGGUGGUACUGGGGAAGGGG